Stomoxys calcitrans (stable fly) is the source of this 3833-nucleotide messenger RNA. RefSeq lists its product as uncharacterized. The record is from RefSeq and is a predicted model, not a curated record. Bases 59 to 2536 code for a protein of 825 amino acids. Lineage: Eukaryota; Metazoa; Arthropoda; Insecta; Diptera; Muscidae. The transcript has 2 exons.
ACCCCUCUACAAAAUUUGGCGCCCAACCUUAGUGGCCUAUAUUUUUGGUUAAAAUCGUAUGGAAGAUUCCGUAACUCCACGAAGAAGCCCAAGGUACCAAAUCAUGACGAAUCCAUCGUUGACCACAGAGCAGUUUGAGAAACUGAUGCAGGCCGUAGCAGCUGCAAAUGUGAAGUCAGGAACGUAUAGCCACUGUACGGCUCGUUAUAAUGGUGAAAAGGACCCGACCAAGCUGGAAGAGUUUAUUUCGGCCAUAACAACGUUCAAAACUGUGGAAAAGAUUAGCGAUGCUGACGCUAUUAACAGCAUGCCGAUGCUUUUAUUGGGUGACGCUUCUGAGUGGUGGAGUGGCGUGAAAAGUAAGGCAAGGAAAUUUGAGGAUGUUAUCAAAAUGUUGCGUGAUUCGUUCUGUCCACCAAAACCAGCAUGGCGCAUAUAUGCGGAGAUUUUCGAUGGAAAACAACAGAAGAACGAGGCAACUGAUACUUUUGUACGGAAGAAAAGGGCAUUGUUCGCAAAACUUCCCAAGAUUCCUUCCGAAAGUGAUCAAAUUGAUAUCCUGUUUGGAAUGCUUCAUGUCCAGAUCCGUGACAGAGUUUUUCGACAUAAAGUGGAAAGCUUUGACGAAUUACUUAAGGAUGCACGGGAGGCCGAAGAGGCUAUAAACGAAAGAGGAAAACCUGUGAACACUGAGGUUUCGUCCGUCGGUGGUCCAGUCCGUUGUACGUAUUGUCGUAAGAAAGGACAUACGAGAGAGAACUGUUUCAAGAAAGAGAAAUUUGAAACCGAAGCUAGGCAAGAAGCAAACGUCAUUGCCCAGACGACUACGGCUAAACCAAAGUUGGCAUGUUACGGUUGUAAUGCACCAGGAUAUGUUCGCGCAAACUGCCCAAAUUGCAGUGGUAACAAAAAGCAACAAAAUCCUGAAGGAUACGUAAAUUUUAAUAACAUGACACUACGUUUGGUUGGGAGAGAAAUCCCUGUGGCCAAUAUUCAUAUGUUUGGUGUCCCUGGACAAGCAUAUCUAGAUACGGGAGCACGUACUAGCAUUGCCAGCGGAAAUUUAAAGAGAAUCAUGGAUUUCCACGGAUGUAUUUAUGACAAGGUCCGUAUGGAAAUCUCCUUAGCAGAUGGAAGCAGAUCCAUCCAAGAGUGUUUGGCCACGGUCUGUAAAAUUGCAAUGGGAGGAAGACCCUUUAACGUGCAGUUCGUCAUAUUGCCAAAUUCUCAAAAUAAUCGAACUUUGCUAGGUUCAGAUUUUCUAGAACAGGCUGCCGUUAUUCUGAAUAUGGGUCAAGGAUACUGGUGUUUUGAGGACGAACCCGGUACUCAUUUCGAAUUUCCGGAACUAUUGCCCCUAAAUUUGAAUUUGCUCGAGACGAUAAAAGUGGCCAAUACGAAAAGGCAUAUGCUCAGUAAAGAAAGUACAGCCGUGAAAAGAAAGUCAGAGAAUGACGGACAGACAGAGCCAAAGUACCAUCGUGAAGUAUACAUGUCUGAAUUUGAAAGUUAUGGUCCUGAUAUCACCAAUAACCAAAAUGAUUAUUCGCCUCACUCUAUUCAUGCCAUUUUUAAAGAUUGUUUGCCCGAUAGUGAAAAGGACACCCCUGAGCGAGGUAGAAGAACUGAUCUCUUUGCAAGUUUGGAAUAUGAUCAGGAAUAUAUAGACUCAAUCUUCACACCGAUCCUGAUGGCCGAUAUCAAGAUUUUAAAGCCUACCGAUGGCGAAUAUUUGUCCGUAAAAGAAAAACAAGAGUUGGACUUGAUUUUGCAAAAGCAUUACACAAUUUUUGGUGAACUUGGAGAACCAACCCCAUACAUAGAACAUACCAUAAAUACUGGCGAUAAUAAGCCAAUUGCUUCAGCGGCAUAUAGAUUGUCUUUCGCCAAAAGUAGAGAGUUGAAGGCAGAAGUAGACCGAAUGCUCGAGUUAGGCAUAGUCGAAGAAAGCGAAUCUGCUUGGGCCUCACCGGUAGUGAUGGUGCCAAAACGAGAUGGUGGCAUACGGAUAUGUGUCGACUAUAGAAAAUUGAAUAGCAUCACAGAACCCGACAGGUACCCACUGCCCCGAAUAGAUGACCUACUCCACGCAGCAAAAAGUACAAAAUACAUGACUACGCUUGACCUCCAGAGUGGCUACUACCAAAUUGCCGUCAAUGAAAAGGAUCGGGACAAAACUUGUUUUAUUACCCCUUUUGGCCUUUUUCGGUUCACACGGAUGCCGUUUGGCCUUAGAAACGCCCCAGCUACUUUUCAGCGUCUAAUUGACAGAUUCAAAGUCUCAUUGAAAAACAUGUUGAUUGUGGCCUAUUUGGAUGAUUUGAUUAUAUGCUCCCCAACUUUCAAAGAGCAUUUGCAAGAUCUGAACCAAGUAUUCAUUCGAUUGGAACAAUUUAAUCUACGGGUUAAAAAUUCCAAAUGCAGAUUUUGUUGUCGUCAAGUCCGGUACUUGGGACACAUUUUAACACCUGAGGGUAUAGCUAUAGAUUCGGCUAAAACAUUGGCUAUCUCAGAGAAAAGGAGCCAAAGAAUGUGAAAGAAUUGAUAUCUUUCAUCCAAACUUGUUCCUGGUAUAGGAAAUUUAUUGCCAACUACGCACAAAUAGCCAAACCCCUCACAGAUUUAACCAAGAAAACUGCAAUAUGGACAUGGGGAGAGCCUCAACGAAAAGCCUUUCAAGAACUGAAGGAAAAACUUAUAAGCCCACCUGUACUCAGACAAGCUCAAGAGGAUUUGCCGUUCAUUAUUAAAACAGAUGCAAGUUCAUUUGCCCUUGGUGCCGUUUUGAUCCAGGGGGAGGGCCCUGACGAGCACCCCAUCGAAUAUAUUAGCAGAUUACUGUCAACUGCUGAUCGAAGAGGUUUUUCUUCGUUAUGGAGUACCACGACGGCUCAGAACAGACAAUGGUGUCCAGUUUGUCUCCGCUAUAAUGCAACAAGUUACCUUUUGCCUAAACGUCCAACAACAAUUCACGCCGGUCUACCACCCACAAGCUAACCCAGUUGAGCGUAAAAACCGCGACUUGAAAGCCCAAUUAGCCAUCCUUGUGCAGCUUCACCACAAUACAUGGGCCAUUCACCUAAGCGCCAUACGUUUCGCAAUGAAUACAGCGAAGUGCCAGACAACAGGGUUCACUGCAUCCUAUUUAACCUUUGGCCGUGAAUUAAGAACAAUCGAUGAUGUCCACAAUGAUUUGAGAUCUGUUGUAGAGGCCGAAAACUUUAUACCACAGAUAACUACUUAUCUUCAAAAUCUAUCAAACGUUUAUAAAGAUGCCAAAGAAUCAGAACAACAUCGCCAAGACAAAAAUAAAGAAAACUACGAUGGGCACAGAAGACCGCAACCCAGUUUCGAAAUUGGUUCAACUGUAAUGGUUAACACACACGUAUUAAGCCAAGCAUCGAAAGGACUUAUUGCUAAAUUCGUUCCGAAAAGAGAUGGUCCUUAUGUCAUUAUAAAGAAAGUUGGUUCUACAUCCUAUGAAAUUGCUGCUGCCGAUAACGUCAACGUGUCCUUGGGGACAUACCAUGCCUCAGCCUUAUCCUUGUUUCGAGAUGACAACCACAAUGUAAUGCCCAAACCUGUCCACCCGAUACGCAAAAGAGGAAGACCAAAGAAGUCCUAGACUGUUGUCGUGCUCUCGGGUCGAUGCCGCACUCCAAAAGGGGAGAUUGUAGCGAUGUUAUAUUUUCUACAUAAUUAUAAUAUAUUUCAUGCAUUCAUUUAUUAAUUUUUACUAUUUUUGCAUUGCCAUUCUGAACUAACUUUAAAGAUUUGCUUUCCUUUGAAUAUAUUUUGUUUCAUUAGUUUUGUAACAUGACUACAUAUUUUAA